Colletotrichum karsti is the source of this 843-nucleotide messenger RNA. RefSeq lists its product as uncharacterized. Gene Ontology annotation, cellular component: cytosol. Bases 1 to 843 code for a protein of 280 amino acids. Gene Ontology annotation, biological process: TOR signaling. The transcript is spliced from 2 exons. The record is from RefSeq and is a predicted model, not a curated record. Lineage: Eukaryota; Fungi; Ascomycota; Sordariomycetes; Glomerellales; Glomerellaceae.
AUGAACCACAUAACCUCCCCCAACGAACCCUUCCCGACCCCGGCGUCCCUCGCCGCCGCGACGACCUCGCACACCCAGUCCAACUUCCGCGUCUCGACCCGCAAGCUGCCCAUCUCCAAGGCCGGCCCCAUCGACGAGAUGACGGCCUCCCUCGGCAUCCCCGUCCCCGAGAUGAUCUUCGGCGACAACCUCGUCGCCAUCGAGCACGUCCCCACCGGCUGGUCCAUCUCCUUCAACGCCUACGACGCCCUCGACGGCGUCGACAAGACGGACAAGAAGAUGCUCAAGGUCGCCUACGCCAAGGACUGGUCCUCGUCGCGCGAGAAGACGAGCGCCGGCAUCAAGGAGGUCGUCAAGCCCUACGACUGGUCCUACUCGACCGAGUACCGCGGCACGCUGAAGCAGGACGAGGCUGGAAAGAAGCUGGAGGACACGCAGACGCGGGAGAUCCCGCUCGAGCUGCUGAAGCGGCGCGACCCGAUCCUCUUCUUCGACGAGGUGGUGCUCUUCGAGAGCGAGCUCGAUGAUAACGGCAUCUCCAUCGUGAGCGUCAAGGUGCGCGUGCACGAAAAGAGGAUGCUCCUGCUGUGCCGGCUCUUCAUGCGGCUCGACAACGUGAUCGUGCGCAUCCGCGACACCAGGGUCUACGUGGACUUCGAGACGGACGAGGUUAUCCGGGAGUACACAGCCAAGGAGGACAGCUUUGACAGUGUCAAGAGGUCACUGUUCAUGGAGGGCCGGUUGCCGGACGACAUUACCAUUGCGCUUCGCGAUCCGAACUUGCUUAUGAACCUCCUUCCCACCGUCGAGCGACAGGUUCAGACUGUCUCAUUCAAGCAAUAA